Messenger RNA from Penicillium antarcticum, 1311 nucleotides. RefSeq lists its product as uncharacterized. Gene Ontology annotation, molecular function: structural constituent of ribosome; omega-amidase activity. Gene Ontology annotation, biological process: L-glutamine metabolic process; translation; oxaloacetate metabolic process. The coding region runs from base 1 to 1311 and encodes 436 amino acids. Gene Ontology annotation, cellular component: ribosome; mitochondrion. The record is from RefSeq and is a predicted model, not a curated record. Lineage: Eukaryota; Fungi; Ascomycota; Eurotiomycetes; Eurotiales; Aspergillaceae. The transcript has 6 exons.
AUGGCUACAUUCUUGAAGCAACCUCUUAAGCUGGCCCUGGUGCAGCUUGCAUCAGGAGCGGACAAGGCCGUGAACCUGUCGCAUGCUCGGAGCAAAGUCCUCGAAGCUGCGAAGGCCGGCGCACGAUUGAUAGUCCUCCCCGAGUGCUUCAACUCGCCUUAUGGCACGAGCUUUUUCCCUAAAUACGCCGAGACUCUCCACCCCUCCCCUCCCACGCAAGAACAGUCGCCCUCCUUCCACGCCUUGUCGGCCAUCGCCAUCGAGGCAAAUGCAUACCUGGUUGGAGGAAGUAUUCCUGAGCUGGAACCAUCCACCAAGAAAUACUACAACACCUCGCUGGUAUUCUCGCCCACUGGCGCGCUGAUUGGCACCCACCGCAAGACCCAUCUCUUCGACAUUGACAUCCCGGGCAAGAUCCAAUUCAAGGAGAGUGAUGUCCUGUCUCCUGGAAACCAAUUGACAAUCAUUGAUCUUCCGGACUACGGCAAGAUCGGCCUAGCUAUUUGCUACGAUAUUCGUUUCCCUGAGGCUGCCAUGAUCGCCGCUCGCAAGGGCGCUUUCCUACUCGUCUACCCCGGCGCCUUCAACACCACCACCGGUCCUCUCCACUGGUCUUUACUUGGCCGUGCCCGUGCUGUUGACAAUCAGUCAUAUGUGGCGCUGUGCAGUCCAGCGCGUGAUCUGGAUGCCUCAUACCAUGCCUAUGGUCACAGCUUGGUCGCCGAUCCCAGCGCGAACAUUCUGUCUGAGGCUGAAGAGAAGGAGACUAUUGUCUAUGCUGACUUGACCAAUGAAGCUGUUACCAACAUCCGGGGUAACAUUCCGAUCUAUACCCAGAGACGAUUCGACCUCUAUCCUGAUCGAGAGCCACACAACGAAAGAAGAAAAUCGACCAGCGAACUUUUGCUUCCGACCAUCCACCCUACGUCGACCAACCCCUUCAAGAUGUCCAACGUCAAGACCGGUAACAAGCGCUCGGCCAUCGCCGACGUGGUGUCGCGCGAGUACACCAUCAACCUCCACAAGCGUUGCCACGGUGUCUCCUUCAAGAAGCGUGCUCCUCGUGCCAUCAAGGAGAUCCGCGCCUUUGCCGAGCAGGCUAUGGGCACCAAGGACGUCCGCGUUGACCCCCAGCUCAACAAGAAGGUCUGGGAGGCCGGCAUCAAGGGUGUCCCCUUCCGUCUCCGUGUCCGCAUCUCCCGUAAGCGUAACGACGAGGAGAACGCCAAGGAGCGCCUCUACUCCCACGUCCAGGCCGUCAACGUCAAGGACCCCAAGGGUCUCCACACCACCACCGUCGACGACGCUUAA